AAAAAACAGAAACAGAAAGGUUACAGACAUAAACACAACUCAACACUCUUCUCUUUGCUGUCUUUAACCUCUCUCUCUCUCUCUACACUUUCUUCAAUUUUUUUCCAUUUUUUCUCUUCCCCUGUUUCUCUGCAUUUCAACCUUAUAAAAAAACCUCACUCUUUUUUGAAUUUUCCGGCGAAAUCACAGUUCACUACUUCGCCGGAGAAUAAAAAAAUCUCACUCUUUUCUAACUUUUCCGUCAAAAUCAAUGCAACCCAGUUUCUAAAAUCUCAUUAUUAGAUCCUCCUUCGCCGCAAAAUCACCUUUUUUUCUCUCAUUUCCCGGCGAAAUAACCGCGACCCAGUAUCUCCGGCGACCCAUUUUCCGGCAAUGUCGAUCUUCGAUGGAACAUUCCUCAACACACAACUCUCCAAACACACAUCGAUCUUCGGUCUCCGUGUAUGGGUCGUCAUCGGAAUCUUAAUAGGCGUCGCAAUCGUCUUCAUCCUCUUCUUAAUAUCUCUAUGUGUAGUUUCACGUCGCCGCCACCGCCGCACCGGAGACUACAAAAUCACCGGAGCUACACCAGCUAAAGAAAUACAAGAGAUCGUGCAUGUUCCAGGUCCACACAUGCUCCGGCGACCUACUCCGGUACCAGAGAUCCACGUGGACAUUGGAAGACAAGAACAUCGCGUGGUUGUUAAAUCUGAUAAGGUUUCAAGUGGUGAGAGUAGAGGAACAGUGGGAAGUGGGUGUGAAACCACGUCGUCUUUUGGAAGUGGUAGUGUUGGUGGGAUUGGACCUGAAGUGUCACAUCUUGGAUGGGGUAGAUGGUAUACUUUGCGAGAGCUUGAAGAUGCUACUGGUGGAUUGUGUCCUGAAAAUGUUCUUGGUGAAGGUGGUUAUGGAAUUGUUUACCAUGGUGUUCUUACGGAUGGUACUAAAGUUGCUGUCAAAAAUCUCUUGAAUAACAAGGGCCAAGCUGAGAAAGAAUUCAAAGUAGAGGUAGAAGCAAUUGGUCGAGUACGACACAAAAAUCUUGUUAGGCUGCUUGGAUAUUGUGUUGAAGGGGCCUACAGGAUGCUUGUGUAUGAAUAUGUGGACAAUGGCAAUCUAGAACAGUGGUUGCAUGGGGAUGUUGGACCUGUAAGCCCUUUGACGUGGGAAAUACGCAUGAACGUUAUAUUGGGAACAGCAAGAGGAUUGGCCUAUCUACAUGAGGGUCUUGAACCAAAGGUUGUUCACCGAGAUGUGAAAUCAAGUAACAUCCUCCUUGAUCGCCAAUGGAACUCCAAGGUGUCUGAUUUCGGGCUUGCCAAGCUUUUAAAUUCCGAGAAUAGUUAUGUCACGACUCGAGUUAUGGGGACAUUUGGUUAUGUUGCACCAGAAUAUGCCUGCACCGGAAUGCUGACCGAGAAGAGUGAUGUUUAUAGCUUUGGGAUACUUAUCAUGGAGUUAAUCACUGGGAGAAGUCCGGUUGAUUAUGGUAGACCACAAGGAGAGGUUAAUUUAAUAGAGUGGUUGAAGACUAUGGUUGGUAACCGCAAAGCUGAGGAUGUAGUUGAUCCUAAGCUACCUGAGUUGCCAUCUUCAAAGGCUCUUAAACGCGCUCUAUUAAUCGCUCUUCGGUGUGUUGAUCCUGAUGCAACAAAGAGGCCUAAAAUGGGACAUGUGAUUCACAUGCUCGAGGCAGACGACCUCUUAUUCCAUAAUGAUCACAAAACUGGGGGAGAGUCUUCGCGAUCUCUUAACGAUUUUCAACCAGAGCAUGAGGACUCAAAUUUGGAUAAGAGAACAGAUGAAGGAAUCAGUGGUCAAAGUGAACAUGGUAGUGGUAGAAAUGAUAAUCAUCAGUCUAGGAGAUGAAAAUAGUGUGAUAAAUUAAAUAGAAUUAUGUGCUUUUUUCUUUUUGAAAAAAAAAAUUAUGUUUAGUAGUUUGCCGUUAUUUAUUUAUUUUUAUAUCAAUUUAAAAUAUGAAAGCAGCAUCUGUUUAUUUGUUUUUCUCAUUACACAAAUUUUACCCCUCUUGUAACCUACCCUAAUUUGGGAUUCAUAUUCAUGUGUAUACUGUGAUUUGUUAUUGUAUAAUAAAAAAUGUUUAUGAAAAUAA
Messenger RNA from Medicago truncatula (barrel medic), 2092 nucleotides. RefSeq names its product probable serine/threonine-protein kinase At1g01540. Gene Ontology annotation, biological process: protein phosphorylation. The record is from RefSeq and is a predicted model, not a curated record. The transcript is spliced from 7 exons. Gene Ontology annotation, molecular function: protein kinase activity; ATP binding. The coding region runs from base 373 to 1848 and encodes 491 amino acids. NCBI's taxonomy places the organism in Eukaryota, Viridiplantae, Streptophyta, Magnoliopsida, Fabales, Fabaceae.